AUUUUUUUGAAUGUGCUAAAUCAAGUUAAUAAUGGAAUUAUCGUGCGAGUCAAUAAGAUAUCUCGAGGAAAAAAGGCCAAAAAGUAGCAAGUUGGUGGAGCUCCAUGUGCUUUAUGUGCCUGAUGACCAGUGGAAUGGAAAGCUCAAUAAAGUUCCCGCGGAGGCCAUCGAGAGUUUCAUAUCUGCAGGUUUUAUCAGAGUAUAUCCCGAUAUAACGCUAAAGAAUCUAAGGAGUGAGCUUGGCAUUUUUCUGGGACCAGAAAUAAGGGUCGACAAAUUCUCCUUCCUGAAAUGUGUCGGUCGCAGUUUAGCAGUGGUCAAACACGAACAAGAGAGGGAGCUAAAAGUGAAAACAUUUGCUCCACCAUAUGCCGCCCAACCCGAGCUCUACCUGCUGGCCGCGGAGGUGAACCACAGCAGCGUCUGCUCCCAGUCGCUCACUCUGGACACCCGCAGCAGCUCCCCAGACCACCAGGCCUACUACCCCCACAAGCCCGGCACCGGGACCACCACCAAGGGACCGCCCGUCAAGUUCCCCCUGAUCCCCCAGGGUUCCCGACGCUCGCCCCACACCCCCGACGCCGCAGACCACGAGGAGCAGCGGGAGGAGGAGGAGGAGGGGGAGGAGGAGGCUGACAGGGCAGAGGAGAGGAGUCAGAGGAGGAGGUGCAAGAAUCCCAGCAGGUCACCGCAUGAUGUACAAAGUAAAGACGGUGAUCUGGCCCAGGGGAAGGGCCUGCCUGGGAGAGAAGAGAUGACAGGCUGUAAGAAAGACAAGCUGACCACCAGAGCGGCCAGAGACUCAGGCCUACCAGAGUCGCUGGAAGACAGACAGGCAGGCUUCUCCUCAGACAGGCUCAGACCAUCAAAAGAUUUACAGACGAAGAUGCCGGCGGGAAGGAAGCCGAAACCAAUGGUUCCAGAGAGUCUGGGAGUGUCCUCAAAGCCUAUGAUCCAAGUCCGCUCCCAACCUCCAGCCUCCGCUGGGACCCUCACCACAAACGGGCCAGCUGGUACCCCGCUUCUUCAGGAUAACAGAGAUGAACUUAUUGAGGAAAUCAAGAUGGUGAGGGGAGAAAGGAAGCAGCUCGAGUGGACAAGACAGGAACUGCUGAGGAAGGGGAAAGACUUAUUGGCCCAAAACAGGAACCGUAGGAAUCAAGCUCGUGACAGUUGGAAAAAGAAGUAUUUUGAGACAAAGAAAGCCACGGCACCAAUGGAAGAGACAUUGAGGAAUUUGCGUCAGGAACUGGAGACAUUUUACAAUAAACUCCUGCACCAGCUACAGGCCAGAGACGGCAGAGGCCGAAACAGACCUCAGGGAAGGUCUUCCACAAAGAAUGAGCUCAUCAUUCAGAUCAUGACUGAGAGCCAUGAAAUUGACAACCUGAGAAGACAAGUAGAAGAUGCCAAGAUGAAACUUAUCACAGAGAUAAGGUUAAGGAAGCAGGCUGCUACCGAGCUAAGGGCGCUGAAGGCUGAGCUGGCUCAGAAAAAGAGCCAAUCGAUUCACACUGGACCUAUAACCUCACAACCUUUUGGGCCAAUCCCACGGAACAGACCAUACGCCCAGAAAGCUGGAUGCUAAUUCAAUGUUUAGGUUUGGAAUUCUACACAUUUUAGCUGCACAGAAAAAAAUUAGUGGGAUGUCAAAUUCUGUGUGAAUAUAAGCCGGUGUAUCUUUCUUAAACAAUUUGUUAUUUGAAUAUGCAUUGUGUACUAGAUUUGAUAUCAAGUUAUAUUUAACU
Molecule: messenger RNA, 1748 nt
Organism: Gadus chalcogrammus (walleye pollock)
Lineage: Eukaryota; Metazoa; Chordata; Actinopteri; Gadiformes; Gadidae
Gene: spata1
Product: spermatogenesis associated 1
Exons: 13
Coding region: 32-1588 (518 amino acids)
Source: RefSeq, a predicted model, not a curated record